UUCAAAAAUUCAUCGUAACUUAUCGUCACGCCAAAAUCGUCAGUUUUUUUAAAGGGAACUUCCUUGGGGCCUACUUAACACCCCUUCCGAAAAUCUGACGCACUCGAGUAAAUUUUUUUUUUGCAUUUUUGACUACUUUAUAUUCCUACCCCCACCACGCAAACCGGCAGAUUAGUAUACCGUUGUUAUCAGAGGCACUUGGGGCAUACGUAAAUUUUUAUUAUCAUUUCUAAAUAUUGUUUUAUUUCUUUGGCAAUGUCCGUCUCGGCGGACAUCUCCAUUUGUCUAUUAUAUUCCAGGAAUUUGGCGGAGUCCGGUGUAGCGGACAUAGUUUUUCUCGGGAUCUGGAAAAUCUAGAUUUUUAUUUUUAUUUUUUGGAAGCUUCUGAAGGCACAAUUAUUCAAUUUUAUUAGCAAAAUAUAUAAAUUUGUGUUAUCAAAGUCUCUGCCAAAUUAAGGGUUAAAAAUUAGAAGAAUUCAAAAAGUAAGGAGCGAAAGCAUUAGACAAAAAACAAAAAUCACCGAUGCUCUCAGGCACGCGCUCUCACUUAAGUGGAGAUGGGCUGGACAUAUCUCACGAUUCAAGGACAGAAAAUGGACCAUAGAAACCACGCGUUGGAAGGGACCAAUGGGAAAAAGAAAUGUUGGUCGACCAAUAAGGCGGUGGGCUGAUGAUAACACACAAGUGACAGGAGCCGACUGGAUUAAGCUGGGCAAGGACAGGGAGGCAUGGAAGAGGAUGGAGGAGGCCUUUACCCAGAAGGGGUCCAUAUUUCAUUAGCAUUAAGACUAACAAAUUAAUUUAUGUACUUUUUUUUUUCUUUCUACUACAACCAACUAACAAAAUUUAAAUGUAUAUUUGCGAAAUAUGGAAUAAAUGGCUUUAUUAUUAUUAUUAUAUAUUAUAACAUGACAUCACUAUUUUUGUUCGCACAGACAAUUUUCGCACACACUUGCAUUUCAUUUUUAGUCAUACUUUCCAAGUUUGACAGUCGUUCUAUACUAUCCUAUUUCUAUGAUUUAAUCACCCCAAUCACCCCAUCUGGGGGCUUACCGCGAAAACCGAAAUUCGCAAAUUCAGAUAAGUUUGUUUUUGUGGCAACAUUGUAAACCCUUAUUAUCAUCUUGGGGUCGACCACGAAAAUCGAAAUAUCGGUUUAUGCCUCUCUAUCUCUCUUAAACGUUCGCGCUACUGAGAGACAGAUAAAGAAACGCAGGCCUCCUAGUACUAAUCAUUUUAAUAAUUUUAUUGUGAUUUACUUCAAAGACCAUGUUUAAAGAAAUUAUGUAUUACGAAUCUUACAGUAAAUAUAAUAUUUGAUAUUUAUAGGUUAUUUAAAAUGUGAAUCGUCCAUCUGGCGAAAACUUCAUUAGAGUUCUAUUAGACUUAUAAAAUAGACCCCACAUUACCUCUCUCUUCUCUUUUACCCAUGCCCUUCCCAUUCAUUCACCUUGUAUUUAGUCCAAAAUGUCGAAUUCAGAGCCGUUUGACGUGUAAAUUGUAACAUAUUUUUUCUACUAAACUAUAAUUUAAGUAGUCUAAAUAGUUUUACUCCAAAUAAUUGUGAGAAGUGUAAGAUAAGUGUCUAGGUUAGUUAAUUAACGGUACAUAAGGACAAAGCAAAAGUGGUCAGAUCAUCAGAUGAGGUUCAGAUGUGAAACAAGUAGUUUACCUUCCAUAUAGCAUUUUUGUCGACUGUGUACAACCCACCCUCGUUUUGCUACAUCCAGGCUGCGAUGGGAUUACUAAUUUCAAAAAUAUGGAGUCUCUUCGGGAACGAAGAGCACAAGUUGGUGUUAGUGGGGUUGGACAAUGCGGGCAAGACCACCAUCCUGUACCAGCUGCUGCUGGGCGAGGCGGUUCACACGCGGCCCACGAUCGGCUCUAAUGUGGAAGAGGUUGUUUGGAAAAACCUGCGGUUUGUCAUGUGGGACCUGGGUGGGCAGCAGAGCUUGCGGUCCGCUUGGAACACAUACUAUACUAAUAGCGAGUUCGUGAUAAUGGUGAUCGACUCGACGGACCGGCAGCGGCUGGGCAUCAGCCGCGAGGAGCUGCACCGGAUGCUGGCGCACGAGGAGCUCGGCCGCGCGUGUCUACUCGUCUACGCCAACAAACAGGACGUGAAAGGCUCAAUGAGCGCUGCUGAAAUAUCCGAGCAACUGGACCUGACGUCUAUCAAGCAACAUCCGUGGCACAUACAGGCGUGCUGCGCACUCACCGGAGAGGGGUUACAUUUAGGGCUCGAGUGGAUCGCGAGUCGGAUAAAAAAGAAAUGAUAGGCCACUGGGGAAGAUGAUGCGUUAUAUACUUAUAUUAUAUUGUUAAAUUUUAUAGUAGUUUAUGUGACUCCUACAUAAUAAAAGGCAUUAAAAUACACGAGUGUGGGUUUAAGAAACGAACGAAGUGAGUUUCUUAAAAAGAUCACACGAAUGUUUUAAUGCCUAAUUAUGUACAGUUACAUACACUAUUUUAUCUACAUACAUAUAAUAAACUUUCUAUGAAAUAUUCACUAACCCAAAUUACAACCUCCGUUAGAGCAUCGUUGCCAAAUCAUUGCUCCCUUGGCGAAACUCGCGGAUAUGUGGUAGCGUCACCGAAAUAUUUUUAACGCUUAUUUUACACGAAAUUGUUGUUAUGCUUACCUUAAAAACAACAAAAUAUAUUCAUUUUAUACUAAUUAAAAGAUAAACUGUACGUCAAAUGGCGGUAAAUGAAAACUUUUUUCACGCAUGUAGUUUUUUUUUAAUUCAGAGACAAACUAGAGUUGGGGGCCUAUUUCCGUAUCAUUCGAUACAAACUAACAUGCGAGCUAUGUCAAAAUUGUAUGCAAUUGACAUUUCAUUUCGAACAAAAACGCAUCUCGACUGAUAUUAGGCGGUCAAAUCGAAUUGCUUUUUUUUCAGAGAUGUUCCAAAUUUGAACGCAUAACCAAAUCGAUUUUGAUGUAGUUAUGAAGCUAUUGGGAGCGUGCACGACUGUCACGCAACCUAGUGUCCGCAAUUCUAGGGGAAAACGUCAAUUCACUACAUCUUAUAAAACUACUCCAAAACUAAAAACUACUGAACGGAUUUUCAUACGGCUUUCAUCUAUCAAUAGAGUGAUUCCUGAGGAAGGCUUAAGUAUAUAACUUGUUAAGGUUUUGUGUAAAUUGUUUGAAAUAUAACGAUGUUGUCGGAAAAAAUCACGCUGGCUAGGAGCUUUAAUCGAAAACGCUGCCUAAUCCGUUUGAGCUAUAACAACACAAUGUAUGGUGGGGUUGUUUCUCAUUCAUAGGUCUACAAAAAAGUCCGCGAUGUGAAAUGUCUAUCUUUUAAGGAUAACUUACUAUAUCCAUUCUUAACUUCUAGAAAAAGAUCACGUAAUAUGUGGCAUUUGCAAAGCUAUUUACAUGGAUACAUUAUUAACAAUUAUCAAAAUAAAUACGUUAGUUACAUUAAGCAUUUCAUACAGAUUACAAUGGUCCCUUACACCAUACAAUUUAAAUGAAUAUUUCAGGAGUAAUCGUAAAUCAAAGUUUCAUUUCGAGCCAUAUCAUUGUAUGAAAUGUUAAAGACGCUAUCCGCAGUUAGUUCAAAUUUUUACCACCUUAUGCGCUGGGAUCGCUUUACUUACUCCCACCACGCACUUCGCACGGUCCCAAUACCUAAAUUAUCACAGAUAAGAAAUUUGUUGUAACAAAACAGUUUAUCGUAAUGUUGGCCAUUAUUUACGGAUUUUGAAGGCAUCAUAGAGGAUUUAUGAUAUUUGUGUAGAUAAAAUUACUAGUAAAACCAGAUGACAGAAUUUCUUACGUGACGCACGGAAAUGGUAACUAAAAAGGGGAUAUAACAAAGAAAGCCAGACCCAUGCAUGUAAUUCUCAAUUUUUGUUAAGCAACUGGAAAUAAACUUUUAAAUUUCCGUGACAUUAUAACUUGCAAAUAUAAUAUGUUAAGUUUGAAUUGAAAAACUGCCUGUUAUUUUCUUGAGCAUCACUGGAUACGGCGUAGGAUGUCUGUCAAAACACCUUUUAAAACUUACUUUUAACUAUGAUUUGUUCGAGUUUAAGUUUUCGUCGAAGUAGACGUAUCGUAGAGAUAUCAACGAAGCUGGCCGCAGUUGCCAUGGCCGAAAACAGUCAAUCAAGUCAAUUAUUCUUAAUCUCGAAAUGUAUAUAUAUAUAUUGUGAUAUCAUUUUUUUAAUCGAAAUUAUUUCUGCUACGAAAUUAUGCCUAUAAUAUACCUAUUUCAUAGACUACUAUGACUCCGAAUAACCGGGAUUUAAAUUUUAUUAACAGGUCAUAAAACACGAGAAUUAUAUGAUGAAACGAGCAGUGACGGUUUUAAUCCUUUCCUAUUUUGAAAUUAAAAAACAAAAAUAAACUAUAAUAUUAUGCUUCUUAUUAAAAUGUGUGUCAGAGUCAUUGAACUACCCCCAGUCCUCCCUACCGUAGAACCCCUGACUAUUUUUUAAAGCCCCCUUUUAGCUUAUUUGGGAACGAAAUCUGGUAUAAAUAAUAAAAAAAUAUCCCGUCUUUAAGGCUCUUACGACUUCCGAUCUGGAAACCAGCACAAAAAACGUGUUUGUUGGGUAUCGUGUUGGGACCGCAAACUUGCCGGGAUACAAGUCUCCUUUGACAGUACGGUUCAUGACCUUCGGUAUAAAUUGUGCUAACGCUGUCUCUGCACUUUUAGUAUAUAAUAAAAGGAACAAUCAUAGGUAGGUCCUGAAAACAAUAAUAUUUCGGGCAGUUAUUUAUUGAAAAUGCUAACUUUAAAAUGAACACAUAUAAUUAAAAUAAACCUACCUACUACUUUUAAACUAAUAUACCUGUGAGGCUGGGAAUCUUGUUAUUUGGGACUAAUUAAUUACCCCCCCCCCCCCCCCUUAUUCAUAAACGAGUACUAAAGUUACAAUGCCGCUGAUCAUCGUUUGUCCCUUUCCAUCAUACAAUUACGCCCAAUACGUCGGAAAGGGGAACAAACGAUGAUCAGUGGCAUCAUAACUUUAGUACACGUUUAUGAAUAAGGGGGUUAAUGGAUAAAUAUUUUGGAGAAUGACUUUUCUAUCUGUAUAAUGUUUAUAUUGAUGAAUUCUACAUUUGUAAAGCAAAGUUGUACAAUUUAUUUAUUAAUAUUACGCGUAGGUUAUGAUUAGAAAUAUUUUGCAACUUAAGUUUAUUAAAUAAAAAAAUCUAUUGUAAUUAUACAAUUUUAUUUAAAUUAGUAAAAAAAAUGUACAUAAUAGGUAAUAAUUCUUUGUUUUGUCUUGAUUGUUCUUAGAUUCUGAUAAGAUAAUACCUACAACAAAAACAUCACACAAUACCUAAAAACAGAGUGAUUACUACAAAACACAGGGUUCUUAAAGGCUUGAAUAAACCAUGCUAUUUAAAUGAAA
Molecule: messenger RNA, 5376 nt
Organism: Cydia pomonella (codling moth)
Lineage: Eukaryota; Metazoa; Arthropoda; Insecta; Lepidoptera; Tortricidae
Gene: Arl5
Product: ADP-ribosylation factor-like protein 5B
Exons: 5
Coding region: 1737-2276 (179 amino acids)
Biological process (GO): vesicle-mediated transport; protein localization to Golgi membrane; intracellular protein transport
Cellular component (GO): trans-Golgi network; cytoplasm
Molecular function (GO): GTP binding; GTPase activity
Source: RefSeq, a predicted model, not a curated record